AUGGGGUGGAGAGCCUGGUUCUUCCGCCGGAACAAGACGGACUCGUCGUCCACCUCCAACACGCCUGUGUUUGCAGCUAAAUGGCUUAGCCCGCUAUUUAAAACAUUGCUCAUCGGCCGGGGGAGCAACGCCACCGUGUACAGGGCCAAGCUGCCGAGCGUGCCGGUCGCCGCCGCCAAGAGGCUUGGGACGCCGCGCUCCAGCACCUGGAGCGCCUCCAACGACGCGUUCCUGAGGCACCAGGUGUCGGUGCUCUCCAUGCUCAGGCACGACCACCUUGUCCGGCUGCUCGGGUACGCCAUCGCCCCCGACCUCCGCGUUCUUGUCUUCGAGUUCGCCACCGUGGGCACGCUCCACGACGUCCUGCACGGGCCGAGGGGUAACGACGACGGCCAAGAAUCUGCCAGCAGCCGCAGCCGGGCGGCGGCGCUGCGGCUGAGCUGGGCGCAGCGCACGCGGAUCGCGCUCGACGCGGCGAGGGGGCUUCAGUACCUGCACGAGACGGCGGCGGUGCCGCACUGGGGCGUCAGGUCGACUAACGUGCUGCUGUUCGAAGGCCUCAGGGCCAAGAUCGCCGACUACGACGUGCUCGACCAGCUGCCGCCACCGGAUGACGCCGAUCACGCGGGCGUGUGGUCCGGGACGGCCCACGGCUACCUGCCGCCGGAGUUUCAGAUGAGUGGCCAAAGGAUUCCUUUCAAGUCCGACGUCUACAGUUUCGGAGUAGUACUGCUCGAGCUCCUGACGGGGAGGAUGUCGUGGGAUGUAACCAUGGAUCCGCAUGUACUACUGCUGGGCUGGGCAACUCCAUUGCUGAGAAAAGGACGAGUUGAGCGAUGGAUCGACCCGAAGCUUGGCACGCAGUAUCCAGCUGCUGGAGAUCGCGAGCUCGGGAGUAUCGCUCUGCAGUGUGUGCAUAACCGCCCCAGAUCCCGGCCAACCAUGGGAGCCGUCGCCGGAUUGAUCAGCAGGAUCGUCGGAGACUAGCUAGGAUGCAUGUAUGGGCAUUCGCCCAUUCCUGGAUGCAUGAUUCUGGGAAAAGACGACUCAUCUAUCAAGUAGAUUUUUCAUUAGACUGGUAACAAAGCUGUGAUAUGUUCAAAUUGAAUAGUAAAGCUAGCCAACAAUUCUGUAACUGUGUGCAGCCUCUUAC
Molecule: messenger RNA, 1153 nt
Organism: Panicum virgatum (switchgrass)
Lineage: Eukaryota; Viridiplantae; Streptophyta; Magnoliopsida; Poales; Poaceae
Product: PTI1-like tyrosine-protein kinase 2
Exons: 5
Coding region: 1-987 (328 amino acids)
Biological process (GO): protein phosphorylation
Molecular function (GO): ATP binding; protein kinase activity
Source: RefSeq, a predicted model, not a curated record